This is a messenger RNA of Staurois parvus, 393 nucleotides long. NCBI's taxonomy places the organism in Eukaryota, Metazoa, Chordata, Amphibia, Anura, Ranidae. The record is from the annotation of a GenBank genome assembly.
CGCCGCUAUUUGCGGCCUUGGCUGUCAGUCACUGGGUCCCAGCCGGUGAUCUCUCGCCGGCACCCGGUGAUUGCCGAGUGUUACCGACGGGGGAAGAGAACUGUAUGUAAACAGUACACUUCUCUCCUCUGUCAGAACCAGCACACUGCUUUGUAUGGCUCUGCAUAGCAGAGCCAUACAAACCAGCACAGCUUACUGUGAAACAGCACACAGCACACAGUUAACCCAUUGAUCGCCCACAUGUUAACCCCUUCCUGCCAGUGCCAUUAGUACAGUGUCCGUGCUUUUUAUUAGCACUGAUCACUGUAUUGGUGUCACUGGGGAUGUCAGUGACACCAAUUCAGUUCCCCCCCAGUGUCAUAAUGCCCACCACAAUCCCGCUAUAAGUCUCUG